GGAGUGUGAAUGCCUGGAGCCUGCUCAGUGGAAUCUGUACAGGGAUGUGAUGUUGGAGAAUUUCAGCAACCUUGUGUUCCUGGGUCUUGCUUCCAGUAAACCAUACCUGGUCACAUUUCUGGAGCAAAGUCUAGGUCCUUCAGAUAUGAAGAGACCAGCAGCUGCUGACAUGCAAACAGGGAAAGAACACUCUACAGGAAAAGAAUAUGGCAUUAACCUUCCUUGGAACUCACAAUCCAUUAACCACCAGAAAAUUAAUUUAAGCAAUAAGCCCUAUAUGUAUGAAGAAUGUGGUAAGGCCUUUCGAUUUCCAUCACUUCUUUGUGUGCACAAGAGAAGUCAUAAAGGAGAGAAACGUUUCAAGUGUGAAGUAUGUGACAAGGCCUUCUAUAUCCCAUCACAACUAUCUGUACACAUGAGGAUUCAUACAGGAGAGAAACCUUACAAGUGUGAAGUAUGUGACAAGGCCUUCUAUUGUCGAUCAGGACUUUCUGUACACAAGAAAGUUCAUACAGAAAAGAAACCAUACAAGUGUGAACUAUGUGACAAGGCCUUCAAUAUCCCAUCACGACUAUCUGUACACAUGAGGAUUCAUACAGGAGAGAAACCUAACAAGUGUGACGUAUGUGAAAAGGCCUUCAAUAUUCCAUCACAGCUAUCUGUACACAUGAGGGUUCAUACAGGAGAGAAACCUUACAGGUGUGAACUAUGUGACAAGGCCUUCAGUCGUAUAUCCGCACUUUAUGUACACAAGAAAAUUCAUACAGGAGAGAGACCCUACAAGUGUGAAGUAUGUGACAAGGCCUUCAGUAUUCCAUCACGACUGUCUGUACACAUGAGGGUUCAUACAGGAGAGAAACGUUACAAGUGUGAACUAUGUGACAAAGCCUUCGUUCAUCCUUCAGGACUUUACGUACACAAGAAAAUUCAUACAGGAGAGAAACUCUACAAGUGUGAAAUAUGUGGUAAGGCCUUCCCUUUUCCAUCACUGCUUUGUGCCCACAAGAGAAGUCAUACAGGAGAGAAACCCUUCAAGUGUGGAGUAUGUGACAAGGCCUUCUGUGUCACAUCAGAGCUUUCUGUACACAUGAGGAUUCAUACAGGAGAAAAACCUUACAAGUGUGAAGUGUGUGGCAAGGCCUUCAAUCGUAUAUCAGCACUUCAUGUACACAAGAAAGUGCAUACAGGAGAAAAACCCUUCAAGUGUGAACUAUGUGAUAAGGCCUUCUAUAUUCCAUCACAAUUAUCUGUACACAUGAGGAUUCAUACAGGGGAGAAACCUCACAAGUGUGACCUAUGUGAUAAGGCCUUCAAUCGUAUAUCAGAACUUUAUGCACACAAGAAUAUUCAUACAGGAGAGAAACCCUACAAAUGUGAAGUAUGUGACAAGGCCUUCAGUAUUCCUUCACGACUGUCUGUACACAUGAGGAUUCAUACAGGAGAGAAACCUUACAAGUGUGAACUAUGUGACAAAGCAUUCGUUCAUCCUUCAGGACUUUAUUUACACAAGAAUAUUCAUACUGGAGAGAAACCCUACAAGUGUGAAGUAUGUGGUAAAGCCUUCCCUUUUCCAUCAUUUCUUUCUGUACACAAGAGAAGUCAUACAGAAGAGAAACCCUUCAAGUGUGAAGUAUGUGACAAGGCCUUCUGUGUUGCAUCACAGCUUUCUGUACACAUUAGGAUUCAUACAGGAGAGAAACCUUACAAGUGUGAAGUAUGUGGCAAGGCCUUCCAUGCUGCAUCAUUACUUAAAGUACAUGAGAGAAUUCAUACAGGACAGAGAUCCUACAAGUGUGACCUAUGUGACAAGGCCUUCUAUAUCCCAUCACAGCUAUCUGUACACAUGAGGAUUCAUACAGGAGAGAAACCUUACAAGUGUGAAGUUUGUGGCAAGGCCUUCCCUGUUUCAUCACGACUCUCCAUACACAAGAGAAUCCAUACCGGAGAGAAACCCUUCAAGUGUGAAGCUUGUGGCAAAGCCUUCCAUUACCCAUCAUUACUUUACAAACACAAAGUAAUUCAUACAGGAAUGUAA
Messenger RNA from Phodopus roborovskii (desert hamster), 2035 nucleotides. Its product is annotated as zinc finger protein 728. The transcript is spliced from 3 exons. Lineage: Eukaryota; Metazoa; Chordata; Mammalia; Rodentia; Cricetidae. Gene Ontology annotation, biological process: regulation of DNA-templated transcription. The coding region runs from base 50 to 2035 and encodes 661 amino acids. The record is from RefSeq and is a predicted model, not a curated record.